Tachysurus fulvidraco (yellow catfish) is the source of this 2405-nucleotide messenger RNA. RefSeq lists its product as uncharacterized. Lineage: Eukaryota; Metazoa; Chordata; Actinopteri; Siluriformes; Bagridae. The record is from RefSeq and is a predicted model, not a curated record. The coding region runs from base 67 to 1422 and encodes 451 amino acids. The transcript has 2 exons.
AAAAGGGGGACUUUGAGCAAGAAGAAUUCUUCAGUUUUCAGGAGUCAAAUUGGAUGAUUUCUUAAAAUGGCGUACACAAAGAUCGAACUGUUUUUUUUCCUUAUAAUUUUUGGUGUUCUGACUGCCAUCUUGAUUCCAUGGAAGUAUAUUCUUGGCCAGGCUACUGCUUAUAUAUAUGCAGGCACACAAUCACCUACAAGAAAUUAUUCAGAUGUACACAAUAUUCCAAAAUAUCUAAAUUCUAUAAUCCCCAUUAAAAACACAAGUCAUUUUGUGGUGUCUGCAUUCAUUGAUCACAGAUUCAAUAAAGAUAUCCGAGUUAUCAGCAUUAUCAAAAGAGACAGAACACAGCCACUUUAUUGCAUCUACUGCAACAAUACCCAAGGUUGCAAGGUUACUGCAGCAAACAUUGAGAUACACACAGAUCAUUUUGGCUUUCCAUAUGGUGCUUCAGAUGUGCUGUGCCGGGGCAAAAACACCCAAUAUGCAACUCACGUCGCCAUUUCAGCUGAUGAACAAUCAGACAUUAAUAACCUAGACUUCCUUCCAGUAAAGAACAGCAUGAAUAAAGAAUCAUUCAAGUACAACUUCACCAUCUGUAUAUCCAGCCUUUAUGGAAACUACAAUAAUGUUCUGCAGUUUGCUCAAACCAUGGAGAUGUACAAGCUUCUUGGUGUACAACGAGUUGUAAUCUACAACACAAGCUGUGGUUCUGACUUGACAAGGCUCCUACAGCACUAUGUGAAAGAAGGAUUUCUAGAGAUUGUGCCAUGGCCUAUUGACCAGUUUCUUAACCCAUCUGCAGGAUGGAAAAUCGAAGUUCAUAAAGGGGACAUCCAGUACUAUGGCCAGUUGGUAACACUCAAUGAAUGCAGUUAUAGAAACAUGUAUCAGUCUAAAUAUGUCCUGUUGAAUGACAUUGAUGAGAUCAUCAUGCCUUAUAAGUACCCUAAUCUUGAAUUACUGAUGGAGUCUCUGCAACACGAGCACAAAGAUGUGAAUGUAUUUCUCAUAGAGAACCACAUUUUCCCAAGGACACAGUUUGAAGAAAGUGGUAAGUUUCACAGGCCAGAAUGGAAAAUUAUACCUGGUUUUAAUAUUAUGGAACACAUUUACAGAGAACCAGAUAGAAAGAACACCUACAACCCCACAAAGAUGAUCAUUAACCCUAGAAACAUGAUACAAACUUCAGUGCAUUCUAGCCUGAAACACAUUGGGCAGGAAUAUAGAGUUCCUUUUGAUGUGUGUCGGAUUGUUCACGUAAAUGCGCCAUUACAAGGAGGUCUUACCAAGAAGCAGUUAUUUGUUGACACAAGAGUGUGGGACUUUGAACAAGAACUUAUACCAAAUGUGAAUAGAGUCCUACAGUUAUCUGGUUUGUUGAAAAGAGAAAAGCAAUGUUUUCUGUUUUUUUGUAUUUAAUUUCUUAAAAACAUGCAUCCACUAGCUUUAACCAACAAAGUGACACAAAAAGUGUUUAAAAAAAGAACCUGGUUGGGUUUAUUCUGCACAAUACAAUAUCUACCAUACUCCCAAAGGUUUUUUGAAACAGAUGAUUACCAUACUUAUUAAUAUUAAUUAAUUAAUUUUUUUUUUUUUACAUUUUAUAACUACUACAUGCUGAAACCUAGCUAUGUCUGUGAUUCACAUUUUAACGUAACUUCCUUAAUAGUAUACGCAAAAUUUGGUAUUUGGAAAGCAGUCUUCCUCUUGUAUAAAUUACAUUUAAAUGCUUGUCUGAAAUCCUGUAUUAUAUUAUUAAAUUGUUGCAUAAUUAUUUUUCACUGAGAUUAAGUAAUAUGACUAAUAUAGAUUAUGAAAAUUAAAAUGGCUCUAUCUGUAAAAAUAGUAGUUUUGAGGACCUUAUUAAUCCUGCCUGUGUGAAAGGUGUGUAAGUGACAGAUACAGUACUUCUUGUUUUUUUUUCAUCUUAAAAUGUACAAGGACUAUUCUAAAUAGAGGAUGCCCUUGGUAACUGUGCAUAAAAAGGAUAGCGAGAAAGAGGAAGCCGCUCUCUCCCUCACUCUCUGUGUAUGUGUGUAUGUGUUACGACCCAAUUAUGGUCAUGGGGUAGGGAAGUAACACUCAAGAAAAAGGAUUUAUUCCCAGGAGUAUGUGUGUGAAAUGGAGGUAGCCCAGUCAACACUUCAAUCGAUAAUCUAGUUUGUAACCCAUACGUUGGAUUCACAUUAAAGAAAAGGAGGAAAAUAUCUACUAGGUCUGAGAUCACCAAACACUCAAAAUAGCAAUUUAUCUUGAUGUCUGGAGUCCCGGGUUCGGGGUCUCACUCCAAAAAAAAAAUAUUUGAAUUGUGUGUCUGCACUUGUAUGAAACCUAGUCUUAUUUUGUAUAACGGCUUGAAUAAAACACCAACACAAAAAAAUAUUAACCAAAAUGAAUAAUGU